Messenger RNA from Arabidopsis arenosa, 725 nucleotides. Lineage: Eukaryota; Viridiplantae; Streptophyta; Magnoliopsida; Brassicales; Brassicaceae. The record is from the annotation of a GenBank genome assembly.
UUCAGUCAGCGAUUUCUUUCCAUUCUUUCAGAGAUUUUGAGAUUUGUUUUUUCGUUUAAUAAGAUUAGACAAUAGCUAUGAAUUUAGAGAGUGAUAUCAAAGAAAGCAAACGAGUCGUUGAACCAGUUGAUGAUGAAGAUUGUGCGGUUUGUUUAGAGCCAUUGGCUAAUGAUGCUAAACGAACCGUGGUUAACCUUCAAUGUAGCCACAGGUUUCACUUAGAUCUAGACCCUCCAUAUCCGGAUAUCGAUGUUUUGCGUGAUCAACUAGAAAGAGAUGAUGAUAUAUUACUUGACAUGCCAACCAGGGUGGAGAGUGACGGUGUGCCUUAUUUUUUUCAUAGUGAUAUGGAUAGAAUCUUAACCAAUACAGGUAUGUUAAUUCCAAAUGUUCCGUACCAAAUCACUGAAAAUGGCAACACGAGGAUUAACCGAUGGCGUGAGUCGUGUAACACUACUUUGGACGCAAGGAUGCAGCGUCAGAUAGACGAACAUGUAGCCAUUAUUGUUGAUAGCGAACGUCGUUUACACGACAUGCUGUGUGAACUUUAUGGCUGUGAAAGAAGUGGUGGGGGAGGCGGUGAAAACAGCGGUGGGGAAGCGGUGGCGGAGGCGGGGGAAGCAGCAGAAGGGGCGGAAAUGACGGAAGAGUAGCAACGGAAAAUGGUGGUGAGUCCGUUGACAAAAGCAGAUGUUGUGGCUCGAAAAUAAUAUGGUUUAUGUGAU